This is a messenger RNA of Penicillium subrubescens, 1017 nucleotides long. Its product is annotated as 1-acylglycerol-3-phosphate O-acyltransferase SLC1. Lineage: Eukaryota; Fungi; Ascomycota; Eurotiomycetes; Eurotiales; Aspergillaceae. The coding region runs from base 1 to 1017 and encodes 338 amino acids. The record is from RefSeq and is a predicted model, not a curated record. The transcript has 4 exons. Gene Ontology annotation, cellular component: endoplasmic reticulum; membrane. Gene Ontology annotation, biological process: phosphatidic acid biosynthetic process. Gene Ontology annotation, molecular function: 1-acylglycerol-3-phosphate O-acyltransferase activity.
AUGCCGUCAUUUGCCGCGUCCCACCCAACAUGGCCUUCGCUGUCGCUCCCUCUGUUCCUCUCCGGUCUCUUGCGCAUUCUUCCAGUGGGCUAUCGCAGUCAACAAUCCAGUGAAGCCAGUCUUCACAUCGAUCCCACCGUCAUGUCGAUCACUUCGUAUAUCCUCUCGGGCAUCAGCUCGUUCGUGGUACUGACAUUGUCGCUCUUCGCCCUCGGACAAAAGGUCCCUCGUGCUGCAUUCGCCGCCCGCUGUCUCGCUGCCUAUGGCUCCAUUCUGCUGUGCGCAAUAUACGGUGUUAUCGCUUCAAUCGUCCUCCGUCUCGUCGGCUAUGGCCGUGUCUCGCAAUGGGCCACUGCUCGCAGCUUCAAGUGGGUGAUGCGGUAUACCACCGGUGUGACAUUUGAUAUCAUUGAAGGCGAGGAGUAUCUCACCACCCGCCCGGCUAUCUUUGUUGGAAAUCACCAGACUGAGUUGGAUGUUCUGAUGCUUGGCGCUAUCUUCCCACCGUAUUGCAGUGUCACGGCGAAGAAGUCCCUGCGUAAUGUGCCGUUCCUGGGCUGGUUCAUGACUCUUUCGCGGACGGUGUUUAUUGAUCGUGCCAAUCGGGAGAAUGCUAUGAAGGCCUUUGAUGGCGCUGUGAAUGAGAUGCGCACUCAUCGCCAGAGUGUGUUUAUUUUCCCCGAGGGUACACGGAGUUACUCUGAUGAGCCGAUGCUGCUGCCUUUUAAGAAGGGUGCUUUCCAUUUGGCUGUUAAGGCUGGUGUGCCUAUUGUGCCUGUUGUGACUGAGAAUUACUCUCAUGUUAUGUCUCCUCGCAACCUGCGAUUCAAUGCAGGAUCGAUUAAAGUUAAGGUUCUGCCUCCUAUCAUCACUAAGGACUUGACGCCUGCCGAUGUGGAUCAGCUGACCCAGUCAACUCGUGACUCGAUGCUUAAGGUUAUCCUGGGUAUGGCACAAGAGGGUAACAAGUUCGAGUCUUCCCAGGCUAAUGGCAGGUCAACUGCCAUUCAGAUUUGA